AUGGCACAUGUUGUGCUCGAAAAAGGCAGUGCUAGUGUAAAUGCCAGCCCACUGCAGUUCUACCGGCACGGAAUUUCGCAUCCAUGGAAAGUUUUCUGCUCGCCAAAGCAUAUCGAUCAUGGUGUUCUGAUUGUUGGCUAUGGAGAAGAAGCGGAUAAGCCGUACUGGAUUAUCAAGAAUAGCUGGGGCACUAGAUGGGGUGAAAAUGGUUAUUACCGGUUAUACCGAGGCAAAAAUGUCUGUGGUGUCAGUGAAAUGGCUACUUCUGCCAUUAUUCUCUGA
Gongylonema pulchrum is the source of this 282-nucleotide messenger RNA. The record is from the annotation of a GenBank genome assembly. NCBI's taxonomy places the organism in Eukaryota, Metazoa, Nematoda, Chromadorea, Rhabditida, Gongylonematidae.